Molecule: messenger RNA, 3675 nt
Organism: Musca vetustissima
Lineage: Eukaryota; Metazoa; Arthropoda; Insecta; Diptera; Muscidae
Gene: Magi
Product: membrane-associated guanylate kinase, WW and PDZ domain-containing protein 1
Exons: 6
Biological process (GO): hippo signaling
Cellular component (GO): cytoplasm
Molecular function (GO): protein binding
Source: RefSeq, a predicted model, not a curated record
CCAGAAAAUCUCCUGCAGAACAGCUACAGCAAUGGCAGCAUUAGUGGUAGUACAACAGGCAGUGAAACGGGUGGUGGAACAAAUUCCAGCAACCAUAUCGAACAAGAUGAUCCGGGGGAUGGUUUGGGUCCGCUGCCACCCAAAUGGGAGACGGCCUACACAGAAAGAGGAGAACUAUAUUUUAUAGAUCACAAUACCGGCACUUCACAUUGGCUGGAUCCCCGAUUAUCGAAAUUCCAAAAGAAAUCUCUGGAAGAAUGUACGGAAGGUGAACUGCCCUAUGGUUGGGAGAAAAUAGAAGAUUCGCUAUAUGGCACCUAUUACAUAGAUCAUGUUAAUCGGAAGACACAAUAUGAAAAUCCCGUCUUGGAGGCGAAGCGACGGGCAGCAGAACAAAAACAAAAUCAACAACAACAGCAGCAGCAUCAACAGGCGGCGGCACAGGCCCAAGCUCAACAUCAACAACAGCAGCAUCAGCAGCAACAACAACAACAUCAAUUACAACGUCCCCAAACCCCUUCCUCGUCGAGUGUUUUAAAUGGCACGGGUGCUAGUAUUGGCCUGAGUUCCGUAUCCUCCGCAUCCACUCUGUCCACCGUGGAUAUAUCACAACGUGCUAUGCAACCACCACCACCGAUGGCCCAAGAACCACCCAACCACAAAGGAAUGUUACCUUACAAAUUUACCCGAAAUCCAGCGGAGAUGCAGGGUAUGCGAAUAACCACAACGUUGUUAAAAUCGGCCCGUGGCUUAGGCAUAACUAUUGUCGGUGGUGACGGUGAUGGUGUCGAGGAAUUUCUACAAAUCAAAUCCAUUGUACCCAAUGGUCCAGCAUGGCUCGAUGGCCAACUGCAAAUGGGUGAUGUCCUGGUCUAUGUCAAUGAUACCUGUGUUUUGGGUUUUAGUCAUCAUGAAAUGGUCAACAUCUUCCAAUCUAUUAUGGUCGGUGAUACGGUCACCUUGGAGGUUUGCCGCGGUUAUCCUCUGCCAUUUGACCCCAAUGACCCGAACACGGAGGUGGUGACGACCAUUGCCGUCGAUGGUCUGAGUAAUGAACCGGAAAAACAACGACGCAUGCUAAUGGAUCUGAAUAUGGAUGGGAAUUAUAACUUCUUGGAUAUAUCGGCGGCAAGCAGUAAUGGAGGUGGUGGUCCUGGAAAUAAACACAAUCUAAGUUCAAGCAGUGGUAGUGGUAGUGCCGGUGGCACUUUGGAUAACAGCGGAUUUAUUCUGAUGAAAAAACCCGAGGUCCAUACAUUCUCGAUUAUCAAAGGAGCCAUGGGUUUCGGCUUCACCAUUGCCGAUUCUUCAUAUGGUCAGAAAGUGAAAAAGAUUUUGGAUCGUUCGUGUUGUCGUGAGCUGCAGGAAGGGGAUAUCCUGCUGGAAAUUAAUGAACAUAUGGUGCGGAAUAAGUCACAUCAAGAUGUGGUGCAAAUUCUGAAGGAAUGUUCGAAAACCGAACCGACAAUUGUAAAAAUACAACGGCCGAUAAAUUCGGUGAGCGCCACUUCGCCCAGUAGCAAUGCGAACAAUGUUUCGAAGUUGCGAAAGAAUUUCCUUGGAGGCACUACGAGUAUUGGCAAUAAUGCUCUGUUCCGUAGUAAAACCCCCACGGCGGAUUUAUAUAGUACCAUGCAAAAGGAAAUAUUGCCAAUACGACCGAAGACUCCUCUGGUCGAUACACGAAGGGCCCGGGUAAAGACACCCAAUAUGGAACUGAAUGAAGAUAAUGAAGUGGCGGAGGUGAAUAAUAAAUCGCAGGACAAUGACUCCUUGGAGAGUUCUUUGGCUGAAAGUAAAUCUCAUCUAAAUGAGGGUAGUAAAUCGCAGAAUUCCCUCUCCGAACUGGAUGCCAUUAAUCAUGAUAUACCACCCUUUAUGGACCCCUAUCCGAAAAUGGUAACCAGCCUGAGUGAGCGUUUGGCCAGCGUAACCAUGCAAAACGAUAAUGGUUUGCAGCAGGUGCAACAACAGCAUGGUCACGGCCAUGGUUUGGGAGGUGGUAUGGCACCUCCAACGGGCUACCUGCGAACCACUGCCUCCGGUGUGGCCAAUUAUGAAAACCAAAGCGAUUAUGUUAGUGGUGGUAGUGGCAACUAUAGCUCGAUUUAUGGCCUCUCACAAAUGCCACCCACCAUGAGCCCACUGAGUGGGGCUUUAUAUGGUCCUUCGGCGGGAAUUUCACCAGGUGGUGGGGGUGGUUUAUUAGCCCCUGGUUCCAACAAUUAUCACCAUCAUCAUGAAUCCUGUUUCUGCUACGAGUGUCAGGAUUUUCGCAGUGGACGCCUCCAGCAAUUACAUUCCUCGGCCCAACAACCCUCACCGCGUAGCUAUUAUCCACCCACAAACUACGUGGGACAACAAGGUAUGCCGCCGCCCAGUCAAUAUUCUCCCGCCUCCUCAGCCAGUCUCCAAGCCGCCCACAUACAAAAUGAACGUAUGCAGAAGCGAGUAAAUGAGCUGUUAAAUGAUCGAAGGCGGGUGGGUUUCUCACCGCUGGAGCAUCAACAUCAUCAUCCACAUAAUACAGGAGUGGGUGUGGCGACGAGUUAUUCUCCCUCAGCACAGCCUCAUUCGACAGUCUCCAACAUGAUGAUGACGGGACAUCAUAAUCAACAACAUAAUAAUUGGGGAAACAGCAAUCCGACGGGUUAUAAUCCAUCGGAGUUUAACCCGCAACAUCACAAUGGUGGUGGUGGCGGCUAUCCCAUAUCAUCGGAUAUUAUAGAUGGUUCAGGGGAACAAUGUGUCCUCUCUGAAGUCACAUUGCAACGUCAAGCAUUGGGUUUUGGUUUUAGAAUUGUUGGUGGCACCGAAGAAGGUUCCCAAGUGACCGUGGGCCACAUUGUACCUGGCGGAGCGGCCGAUAAUGAUCAUCGCAUAACAACAGGGGAUGAGAUCCUGAGCAUUGAUGGUAUUAAUGUGGUUAAUGCCUCACAUCACAAGGUGGUCUCUCUAAUGGGUGAGGCAGCAUUACGUGGUCAGGUGACAAUGAUUUUGCGGAGACGGACGGGCCAUAAUAGGCCGCCACCAAUGCAACAGCAACAACAAACCCCUCUUCAUCAACACUCAGUGCCCUCCCACCAUCAAAUGCCAAUGAUGUCUCCAUUACGUUAUCCCUAUGAUGUGAUUGUGACUCGACACGAAAAUGAGGGCUUCGGUUUUGUGAUUAUAUCAUCGUCCAAUCAAUAUUAUGGGUCGACGAUAGGCAAACUAAUACCCGGCAGCCCUGCCGAUCGUUGUGGUGAGCUAAAGGUUGGCGAUCGCAUAAUAGCCGUUAAUCGCAUUGACAUUGCCGGCAUGUCCCAUGGCGAUGUGGUAAAUCUAAUCAAAGAAUCUGGUCUACAUGUACGCCUGACAAUUGGCUGCCCAAAGGAGGGGGCAAUCAUUAAUGCCGCACCCACAAUGCCAGCUGGUAGCAAUACCACCAGCAUGCCUGGUGGUUUGCUAAUAAAUUCCGCCCAAGCUUCACCGGGUCAGGUGUCACAAACACCACCAGGUGGUGCUCCAACAUUACAAUUGUCCGCCACCAAUAAUGACAACAAUAUUACACCCUAUUUUGAAAGACCGUUACUAAGUGCUGGAUCCAAUAAUGGUUCGACGGCAUCUUCAACGACCCAUAUGUCAUCAGCAGCUCAACAGUCACCAAUUACCACUCUGCCACCACAAUUAUGA